AUGUUUGGCGUGCUCUCGCGCCCUAUGAAGACGGCGUAUGUGCCGGCUCGUGCUUUGACGGCGUCGCGCUGGUACUCGGACAAGGCGGAGGACAAGAGCUCAGAGACCACGCCGAAGUCGGACGAGGCUAAGGACGCGUCUGCCGACCAGAAGGGCGAAGAGGGCAAGUCGCUGGAGGAGCAGAUUAAGGAAAAGGAUGCCCGUAUUAAGGCUCUUUCUGACGACAUUCUAUACACCAAGGCGGAGCUGCAGAACCUGCAGCGCCGUUCUGCGGAGGAGAAGAAGACAGCGGGUGACCAUGCGAUCACUCGCUUGGCGAAGGAUCUCACGAACUCGAUUGAUGUGCUGGACCUUGCCAUAAAGUCUGUGCCUGAGGCUUUUCAUAAGAGCAAGGAUGGCGCUGCGGACUCGGAGCGUGUCCUGGCCGAGCUCUUUGAUGGUGUGAGUCUUACACGCAAGAGUAUGCUGGAUAUGCUGCGCACGCACGGUAUUGAGGCGUUCGACCCUGUGGGUGAGAAGUUUAACCCUACUAUGCACGAUGCGCUGUACCAAGCCCCUGUGCCGGGCAAGGAGCCUGGUUCGGUGCUGGACUGCAGCAAGGUAGGCUACACCAUCAAAGGCCGCCUUUUGCGUGCCGCGCAGGUCGGUGUAGUGCAAGAGACGUCGUAA
Malassezia pachydermatis is the source of this 669-nucleotide messenger RNA. Its product is annotated as mge1-heat shock protein-chaperone. Bases 1 to 669 code for a protein of 222 amino acids. NCBI's taxonomy places the organism in Eukaryota, Fungi, Basidiomycota, Malasseziomycetes, Malasseziales, Malasseziaceae. Gene Ontology annotation, biological process: protein import into mitochondrial matrix; protein folding. Gene Ontology annotation, molecular function: protein-folding chaperone binding; adenyl-nucleotide exchange factor activity; protein homodimerization activity. Gene Ontology annotation, cellular component: PAM complex, Tim23 associated import motor. The transcript has 2 exons. The record is from RefSeq and is a predicted model, not a curated record.